GUGUAAGCCGCAAAGAUGGCGGAAAAAAUUACAGACGAGGAACUCGUAGAAGAAUUGAAAGGCUAUGGUGAGGUGGUAAAAGUGCCGAUCGACAAGAAAAAACGACCAAUACUGAUAAAAAAGUUAAAUCAUUUCAGGGCUCGAGACAGACCUGCCAAUCAGGGAAAGAAAACGACGCCGUCUCGAUCCAGACAGACAAAAAAUGUCGAAUUCAGCUCUGCUGAAGAAAGCGAAGAUGAGACAGUUGUUCCAGUCAAACGCAUGGCUGGAAGACAAGGUCCACCGAAAGAAACUGUGUCGUCCUACUCUAAAACAGACACAAUAGAAAUAUCCCCGCCGCGGACUCGAGCUGGAAGACGCAGCACGAGGCGGAGUGGGGUGGGGGGUGAAACAGUGACCCCGGCCCCGAGUGUGCCAUUGAAAUCAUUAUAUCCUGACCUGUCUCGAGAAGUGGGCGGGGCUGCCGUUAUAAACUCCUCAGUUAAUUACUCGUAUGAAUAUCAGAAUGAAUUCACAGACUCUGAUCCCGAUGAAAGUAUGUACGAAGUCGAAAACAAAUCUAUGAACACAACUUUUCAGUUACAAGACAGUUUUGUUGAUAAUUACAAGUCACCGUUAGGUCAUUCUGUUAAACAGCGCAGGUCAGCGGGGAGGGGGAAUUCCAGGAAGGCAGAAAACGACACCACAUGGUCCGAGUAUUCUCGUGGAAAAUUGAACAAUAUCACGGACAAUAGAGUAGAAGAUGAACACGAUAAUCAUGUAGAUCACUCAUACGAGCCCAGAGCUUCAUUCAUUUCUACCAGCAUUCUGUGUUUAGUUGUUUGUUUCUUUUUAAUUGUUGGAGCAACAUACAUUUACCUUCGUCAAGACAUAGGCAGCACACAUUUUGGACAGAGAGGUGAUGAUGAUGUGGUAUAUCCCAAGGGAAAAAAUCAAACAGAGUAUAAAGGGGCUCAGCAGAUUGUGGUGAAAAUCGAGGAAUAUCUACGUAACAAAGCAAAUGGAGAAAUGAUAAAAUGGGAAGAAUUGAGAAAAACAGUGACAGAAAGUGAAGUGGAAAUGAGGAAGGCGAAAGAGCUGAUCCUAUUUAAUCCUAAAUGGGGCAUCAGAGCAUAUGAUGCAAAUAAAAAACUUGUUGAGGCCGAUACAGGAAAAACGCUGACUGAGGACCAAAUAUCCUACCUCCAGACUGAUCCAGACCAGGGUCUGAUCACAAGGGUCUGGAGAUCCAUGGAAAAAAUCCUCUUUGGACUCAUCCUCCUUCUUAUUUGUGUAGGAGUGGUGAUAGUUGGGUUCUUCAGCUGGCGCUACCACAGAGGUCAAGUGGAACGGGAACAGAAGUGUGUGUUUGAGCUGGUGGAGAAAAUCAUAGAUUUAGUGAAGGAUAAUUAUGAACUACACCAGGAGAACAACAGACAUCCAGAAUUUAUUGCUGUUUCCCAUGUCCGAGAUCAGCUGUUACCACCAAAACAAAGACAGAAGCUGAGGCCCCGCUGGGAAAAAGCCGUGAAGUUUAUCGAGGCGAACGAGUCAAGAAUCCGAAUCGAGAACCAGACAGUCCAGGGGGAGGAUUUCUUAGUCUGGAGGUGGCUCCCGGCUUGCUCCAAUGGAGGAAAAUACUGGCAGGGUCAAGCAUUUGGUGAGAACAACGCAUCGUCAGGUGGUGGAGGGGCCCUGCCCUAUAGUCCUACCCCGUGUCUGAAAAUCAGAAACAUGUUUGAUGCAGAAAUGGAAACAGACGAGGAUUGGGAAGUGAAUGUUCAGGACGCCAUAUUGGAAAAGUGCAAAGGAAUUAUGGGAAUUCUCCAUAUCUAUGUGGACUCCAACUCGAAGGAGGGGUGUGUGUACAUUAAAUGUAACAGCUGUGAGACGGCCUACAGUGUGUACAAAUCUCUUCAUGGCUGGUGGUUUGAUGGUCGCUUGGUUACGGUGAAGUAUUUACGACUUGAACUCUAUCACAGUAAGUUCCCCGACUCCAGGCGAGCCCAGAAAUCCCUCCACCCCUCCAAUAGUAAGAUGGCCUCCCUGGCUCAGCCAUACCAUCGAUCUACACUGGAGAUGACGUAAUGUGUAACUGUGUCCAGAUUUCUGUGUCGACAUUUGAUGACGUAAUGCCUAACUAUGAUUGUGUAACAGAUUUUUAUGUCGACAUUUUAUGAAGUAAUGCGUAAAUGUGUCCAGAUUUCCAUGUCGACAUAUGAUGACGUAGUGUGUAACUACGAUUGUGUAACAGAUUUUUAUUUCAACAUUUAAUGAAGUAAUGCAUAAAUGUUUCCAGCAAAUUUUUAUGUUGACAUUUGAUGAUAAUGCGUAAAUAUCAUUGUGUAACAGAUUUCUGAGUCAACAUAUGAUCACGUAAUGGGUAACCUUGAUUGUAUAACAGAUUUCCAUGUCGACAUAUUAUGAUGUAAUGCGCAAAUAUGUCUAGGUUUCCAUGUUGACAUCUGAGUGCCUUGUAGUCAUGUAUAACACUGAUUUUUCUGUUGUGUAAGAGUGGGUCUGUCAUUACACCUAUCAGUACUCUCGGUACUUUGAUUUUGUUUGUACAUAACUCUUUUAACAGAGCUACUAAGGUAAUGUGUGAGAAAUAUAUAGGGCAUAAAAUUUCAGGACAAGAGUUUGAUGGUAUGUUUUUAAUUAUCAGUGAUUUUCAGUAUGAGUGACAUCUCUUUGUAUGGACUUUUAUUCAUCGUAUUAAAGAGUUUGAAAGGAAUUUGAUAAAAACAUUAUUUUCGACUGAUGUAACAAAAGAUCAUGUGAUUUUAAGUGAAACAUUCUAAGUACUGCAUAUAACACAUGUAUAAAGUAUACAGUAUAUAUACAUUCAUUUUUUUUCUCUGCCAGUAUUUUUUCACAAGAUCUGUAAGCUUUUUUUUUUUGGUACAAAAAAGAAUUUCUACAUUACAAUCCAAGAUGUCAUAUGUGCAUAUUUUAAGGGUAAAUGUUUUCAACAUAAACCUUCAAAGCAUCUUCUUCUUUUUUUGAUAUUACAUUCAAGAGCAUUACCAAAGAAUUAGGCAAAAAAAAAUUAAUUUCUUGAUUCUCAGGCCCUCCCUCAUCUCUUCCAAGGGUGCCUCAUUGACCCUCUUUAAUUGCUAAAUCAAUAAAAUAAAAGCAACAAAUCACCCCCUCAUCAUUUUUUGAGGUUUUGUAUAAUGUAAAAAGCUGUCUCAUCGUGUUUUGGAGGCUAUAAAUUUUUUUUAAAAAAUGCCUCCCCCCCUCAUCAUAUUUCUUGAAAAAAAGGCCCGAGAACCAAGGAAUUAACUUUGCUUGGCCUUACUGAAAUUUUUUUAUUUUGAAAGAAGUGCUUAAAUUCAGAAAUAACAUCAUGUGUAGCAAUUUUUCUGUGAAGUUUAUUAAGUUGAUAUGGCAAGUCACAUGUAAAAAUAACAGCAAUUCUUCUGUUGUUCGUAAGUUAAUGUUUGACUGUAGAAACCACAGCAAGCAUGGAUAUUGCUUGU
Saccostrea cuccullata (small rock oyster) is the source of this 3461-nucleotide messenger RNA. Its product is annotated as inner nuclear membrane protein Man1-like. Gene Ontology annotation, molecular function: chromatin DNA binding. Gene Ontology annotation, biological process: negative regulation of BMP signaling pathway; nuclear envelope organization. The record is from RefSeq and is a predicted model, not a curated record. The coding region runs from base 16 to 2067 and encodes 683 amino acids. NCBI's taxonomy places the organism in Eukaryota, Metazoa, Mollusca, Bivalvia, Ostreida, Ostreidae. The transcript is spliced from 14 exons.